Messenger RNA from Rattus rattus (black rat), 914 nucleotides. It is a transcript of the gene Smim20, whose product is annotated as small integral membrane protein 20. The record is from RefSeq and is a predicted model, not a curated record. The coding region runs from base 117 to 326 and encodes 69 amino acids. Gene Ontology annotation, cellular component: mitochondrial inner membrane. Gene Ontology annotation, biological process: mitochondrial respiratory chain complex IV assembly. NCBI's taxonomy places the organism in Eukaryota, Metazoa, Chordata, Mammalia, Rodentia, Muridae. The transcript has 3 exons.
AAUCCCGGAAGCGAGAGUUGCUCCGCCUCUUCCGAGCCGGGUCGCGACCUUGAGGCUGGGAGUCGGGUUUCGGAGCGUGCCGGGCCUUCGCCCGCCCUGCAGCCCCCUUUCUCGCCAUGGCCGCGGCCCGGAACCUGCGCACCGCGCUCAUAUUCGGAGGUUUCAUCUCUAUGGUCGGCGCCGCCUUCUACCCUAUCUACUUCCGGCCCCUUCUGCGGCUGGAAGAAUACCAGAAGGAGCAGGCUGUAAAUCGAGCUGGUAUCGUCCAGGAAGAUGUGCAGCCACCAGGGUUGAAAGUGUGGUCUGAUCCGUUUGGCAGGAAAUGAGGCUGUCAGCAAGUCUGAUGAGGAAAGUGGACGUCUUCAUCCUGUGCACUCUGCAGUGGGGACAAUAGAUGGCUCACUGUGGCAGCUUGGCUGAGAGGGAACUCUCAUGCUGCUAGCCAGAGCCCUUGUGAUAGAGACUGUGUGCAAAGACAGUGCUUCCCUUAAGUCCCUGGAGAACCUGAACAGAUGACACCAUUAAGAAGUACCUUGUGGUUCCAUUGACUUUGCAGGAGCAGAGCCAGCCUGCAAGGCUGUCUGCGGAUCUGCAGCUCAUGCAGUCUUUAUCACGAACCAGCUGAGAUGUGAACACCAGCAACCUGUGUCAAGGCCCUCGGCUGCUUUGACACCUUCUGAAUAAGCGAUUUUAGUGCAGACGGCCCAGCCUCACUGCCUCCAAUGGCUCUUUGAGGAUGUUUCGGUUGAUAAAGCUGUUUGAAAACAGGAUCCUUGGCACUGCUCGGGAAUGUACACUGCUCAUCUCAUCGAAAGUCACCGUGUGUGGAAGUAAAUAGAAGCAAGUCACUCUAGACUGUACCACACACAGUUGAAUCCUGCGUGAGCCUGCAGAUAUUAAAAUGGUUUCUCUUA